UGUGAGAAGAAUGACUUCGAUUCCAAGCUCUCAAGUGACAUCGCCACUCAUAAAGCCAAGAUACUCGAGAGUCAAAUUUCUCAAGGAAUCCUCGAGGGCCACAUUCAAGUCAGUCAGCCAGCUGAACAUGCAAUUUCAUAUUCAGAUGAAGCAUUCAAAUCUGCCGCUAUUCAGUGGCUGGUAGAGACCGAUCAGCCUAUCGGAGCUUUUGAACAUCAAGCAUUCACAAACUUGAUCAAUCUCACUUCUCAUGCCAAGGGAGUGGCGAAAAUCUCAAAGCGAGCAUCAACACGUCGAGAAAUUGUCGAUCUGUUCCACCAAUGUCUAUGUGAUCUGAAGAAAUGGCUGCAAAUAUGCCUAUCUGAGUCAUCAUCCAGCUGA
This is a messenger RNA of Laetiporus sulphureus 93-53, 381 nucleotides long. RefSeq lists its product as uncharacterized. The record is from RefSeq and is a predicted model, not a curated record. The annotation marks the transcript as partial. NCBI's taxonomy places the organism in Eukaryota, Fungi, Basidiomycota, Agaricomycetes, Polyporales, Laetiporaceae. The transcript is spliced from 2 exons.